This is a messenger RNA of Westerdykella ornata, 2020 nucleotides long. RefSeq names its product thioredoxin-like protein. Lineage: Eukaryota; Fungi; Ascomycota; Dothideomycetes; Pleosporales; Sporormiaceae. The transcript has 4 exons. Gene Ontology annotation, biological process: glutathione metabolic process. Gene Ontology annotation, molecular function: glutathione peroxidase activity; glutathione transferase activity. The coding region runs from base 476 to 1930 and encodes 484 amino acids. Gene Ontology annotation, cellular component: peroxisome; mitochondrion. The record is from RefSeq and is a predicted model, not a curated record.
UGUGCAGCAUAAUGCGUUCAACGCUCCGAAGAAUCGAAAACCACGAUGUUCAGACCGUGAUAUUGUAGAGUCGUGAGAGGACAUCUACGGAUGAGGUUGAUUUAAGAGAAGACGCCAGAGCCAAAAGGGCUUAGCUGCUCGGACUUUUAUCUGCACCCGCGAACUGGAGUCGCAGUACUGCAGCUUCUGCCCCAUUGAUACCUUCCCUCCCAUGCGUCCAUCUUAUCUUCAUCCGAUCCAAUGCUGAUUCCGACAUCACCAAGACGUUCCAAACUUUCUGUCCCGUAUUCAAUAAUGAUGAGACCGGCUCGCAAAAACGUUGUAUAUCUCGACUCCGACACGUACCUCGGCUCAUGCCCCACACCAAACAGCUGUGCCCUACGGUUAGCAACACACGUCUCCCACGACUACAGUUAUCUACCACAUUUUCUGGAAGUCCGGAGUCUUGAACACCAGCUAUACUAAAUAUUCCAAAAUGGCGUCCCCAGUCCUUGAGUUCAACUACGACAUUUCCUGCCCCUUCGCCUACAUCGCCUCCACCCGAGUGGAAGCCCUCGCUCAACGCACCUCCGCAACGUUAAUCUGGCGCCCCGUCCUCCUCGGCGCUAUCUACCGUGCCACAUCCGCUCCCCAAGGUGCUGCUGGCUCUGCCUCCGAUGUCUACAACCCUACCAAGAAAGCUGUAACGGCGCGGUCGAUGCAACGAACCCUCAAGCGCUAUCAAAUCGAAUUUAACCAACCGCCACAGCAUUCUAGGAAGAGCGUCAAUGCAUUGAGGUUGCUUCAUUACGUGGGUCAGGAGCAGAGGCCGAAGCUUUCAAAGGCAUUGUUUAGAGCGUACUGGGUUGAAGGCAGAGAUGUUGCUGAUUCGAAAGUGUUGCUGCAAAUUGUGCGGGAAUGCGGUAUCAGUGGGAUUGACGAGAGUGUCUUCAGAUACGCACGCGCCAGAAAAUUCUUGGAGGAGGCAACUGCAGAAGCCAUUGAGCGCGGUGCUUUCGGUGUCCCGGGAUUCUGGAUUCCCCAGGCGAAAUGGGCUGAUGCCAACGGUGAGGAGCACGUUGGCCGGUUCUACUGGGGCCAGGACCGAAUGCACUUUGUGGAGGGGACAUUGCUUGCAAUCAAGAAUGGUGGGCAAUGGAAAGAUGUCGAAGGGUUGAGGAGCCUGCUUCCUCGAUGCAUUGGAUCGAAUAAGCCUCCGGCAAAGACUCGUGUGGAAUUCUGGUAUGACUUCAGCUCUCCUUGGGCAUAUCUGGGAUACACGCAGCUUCAACGUCUUCAGCGCACGUUUGGCCCUGAUCUAGAGGUGGUUAUGAAGCCCUUCUUGCUGGGUAUUCUGUUCAGAGAAAUCGGCGCGCCUAACCUCCCCAUGGCCGCUGUCUCGGCCCAGAAAGCCGCUUGGUCCCGUCAAGACCACGCCGACUGGGUCUCGUUCUGGAACGCCGUCAACGAGCAAGAAGGCCGUCCCGACAAGCCCAUCAACUUCCACUGGGCAUCCAUCUUCCCCAUCCGCACCCCUACCGUUCUCCGCUGCGCAAUGGCCGAUCCAAACUGCGUUCCAGCAUUGUACCGCGCCUGCUGGGAACAAGACGCCAACGUCUCCGACGACAACGUCCUCUCCUCCGUCCUCACCGCCGCGGGGUUCAACGGUCCCGAACUCCUCAAACGCGCCAACGCCCCCGCAAUCAAGACCCAGCUCCGCGAAGCCACCGCCGAAGCAAAGGCCGUUGGCAUCUGCGGCGUCCCGAGUUACCGCGUGUUCAGGCAAACGGAAACCGGGGAAUGGAAAAAUUUAGGAGGGAUUGUGUGGGGCCAGGAUCAGAUGGAUGUUGUGGAGGAUUUGAUUGCGGGUUGGGAUGAUGAGAGGUCGGAUUUGAAUUUGAAGGCGGAGCCGAGGAAGGUGCAGUUUGGGAAGAUGGGGGCGAGGCUAUAGGGACUUGGUCAUGAAAACCAUGGCGGAAAUACGCCGUCUUUAAAUCUCCCGUAGCCUGAAUACCGAUCACACGGGAACCUUUCAGGUGGC